Telopea speciosissima is the source of this 405-nucleotide messenger RNA. RefSeq lists its product as uncharacterized. The coding region runs from base 1 to 405 and encodes 134 amino acids. The record is from RefSeq and is a predicted model, not a curated record. The transcript has a single exon. NCBI's taxonomy places the organism in Eukaryota, Viridiplantae, Streptophyta, Magnoliopsida, Proteales, Proteaceae.
AUGGUGGAUAGCAAUCUCUACAUUAGAUCUGUGGAUAGCAGCCCAUUGGUUGUGGUUGUUUAUGUUGAUGAUAUCAUAUUUAGGGCCCACAACAGUGAACUAUGCAAGGAAUUUGCUGAGAGAAUGCAGACAGAGUUUGAGAUGUCAAUGCUUGGCGAAUUAUCCUUUUUUCUUGGUUUACAGGUCAAGCAGAUGAAGAAUGGUAUAUUCAUUUCACAAGCAAAGUAUAUUAAAGAGAUGCUGAAGAAGUUCAACAUGGAAGAUUGCAAGCCUGUGAGUACUCCAAUAAUGACAAGUUGCAAGCUUAGCAAAGAUGAUGAUUCUCCUGCAGUUGAUCAUACCAUGUACAAGUCUAUGAUUGGUAGCCUAUUAUAUCUCACUGCUUCUAGGCCAAAUAUUCUUUAA